Molecule: messenger RNA, 690 nt
Organism: Phytomonas sp. Hart1
Lineage: Eukaryota; Euglenozoa; Kinetoplastea; Trypanosomatida; Trypanosomatidae
Source: the annotation of a GenBank genome assembly
AUGUCCAUGGGUGCCGCCGACGUACAAAAUAAGAGCGCAGACCAGGUUCACGAUAAACCCCAUACUCCCCACGAUGAUCAUCAAAGGGGAUUGGAUUUCAUUACACACGCGGAUUUCGUUGAUGCUCACAUGAGCAUCUUUCCUUUUCAACUCUUCGAACCGUCCUGGGACUCGGGUGCACAUGGCGAUGUCGUAAAUCCGACUCAGCGCUUCGGUGAGGAUCCAAACCACAAGCGCCCAGAUCGAGAUGACGGAGAUCAGCGUCCCGAUCACCUCGGCGCGGCUCCAGCCAUAAUUAUAUUUCCCGCAGGGCACCUGCCCGGCCGCGAGGAGGGCGCCAAUACUCAACGCGUAGGCCCCAACAUCGGUAAAAAGAUGCACCGCGUCCGUAAUCAACGCGAGGGAGUUCGCAAUCACCCCCAAGGUGAACUCGGCGACCAUGAAAAUAAAACAAAAAAUGAGCGCCCCGAGGAGCACGUGCUUUUCCUUGUCACGGCGUUUCUGCACCGUGUUGGUGAUGAGGGAGGUGCCAAAAUCUUCUUUUACCAUGAUAUUGUUGGUCUCCAUGAUGUCAUAGUCUUUUUUCUGGCCGCUAUGCCAAUUGAUGAGAUUAUUACUUUCAGAAGACAUUACUCUAAGGAAAAAAAAAGAUACACACAACGAAUAAUUACUUUAUAUAUUAAAUACUAG